This is a messenger RNA of Metschnikowia bicuspidata var. bicuspidata NRRL YB-4993, 1167 nucleotides long. RefSeq lists its product as uncharacterized. Bases 1 to 1167 code for a protein of 388 amino acids. The transcript has a single exon. Gene Ontology annotation, biological process: mitochondrial magnesium ion transmembrane transport. Gene Ontology annotation, molecular function: magnesium ion transmembrane transporter activity. Gene Ontology annotation, cellular component: mitochondrial inner membrane. The record is from RefSeq and is a predicted model, not a curated record. NCBI's taxonomy places the organism in Eukaryota, Fungi, Ascomycota, Pichiomycetes, Serinales, Metschnikowiaceae.
AUGCUAUCUCGCUCGUUUUCCAACACCUGUCGUCGGAACCAGGACAACUUGAACGAGAUUUUCAUUGCCAACACGCUCCGCUCGAACAAGUCCCAGCCUGAGAGCGAGUAUGUGAGGUGCACGGUUUAUGACCGCAAUGGCAAUAUCACCAUCCAUGGGUUGACCAUGCGGAAGCUGGAGUUCAUGAGAAAAUACGGCAUAGCCCCCCGGGACCUUCGCAAAAUGAUUCGUUCACACACCAACCACACGCCGGGCAACAAUGGCUUCCACAUGGAGUUCGUGCCGCUGAUAGUGACCAGAAAAAACUGUGUGCUCUUGAACUUGCUCAACAUCCGGGCCCUCAUCAUGUGCGAUUCCCUAGUCAUCUUCGACUAUGCCCAUAGCUCGCGUUUCACGGAGUCUUACUCGCAGGGCACGUUCCUAAAGGAGAUGUCCAAGCGCCUCAAGGUCUCACAUCCCGACGCGGCUUCUUUGCCCUACGAGUUCAGGGCCUUGGAGGCCAUUUUGGUGGACGUGGCAUCGAACCUCACCAUCGAACUCAACGUGCACAAAACCGUGUUGAACAACAUUUUGGCCAGUCUCGACAACUCUAUUGAGCGAGUCAAGUUGCGCUACUUGCUCAUCCAGCUGAAAAAACUAGGCCAGUUCCACCAGAAGGCCAAGCUCAUCAACGACCUUCUCCACGACUUGUUGGACCAGGACGACGAGCUCAACUCGCUUUACUUGACGGAAAUCCUGCAGGGCACCCACAGGCAAGCCUACCAUCAUCAGGAAAUCGAGUUGCUCUUGGAAUCAUACUAUGCUACGAUAAACGAGACCAUCCAGACCGUGGAGGAGCUCGGUUCGCAGAUCAAAACGUCCGAGGAGAUCAUCAAAUUUGUGCUCGACGCCAACAGAAACGACCUUAUGCUCUUGGGCUUGAAGUUCUCUAUAGGAUUGCUUUCCAUGGGUAUCACCAUGUAUGUCGCCGCAUUGUACGGCAUGAAUCUCGAAAACUUCAUCGAGGAAGCUGAUGGUGGCUUCGAGUUCAUUGUACUUGCAGGCUCCUUGGGCUUGGCAACGCUAUUCUUCUUCUGUACUAAGCAGCUUCACAAGCUUCAGCGAAUCACCAUGAGCAACGUGGCUCGCGACCAGGGUUUCCUAGACACCAUUCGCAAGAAGCCUUGA